Mugil cephalus (flathead mullet) is the source of this 2652-nucleotide messenger RNA. RefSeq names its product potassium channel tetramerisation domain containing 12b (gene kctd12b). Gene Ontology annotation, molecular function: protein binding. The record is from RefSeq and is a predicted model, not a curated record. Gene Ontology annotation, biological process: protein homooligomerization; regulation of G protein-coupled receptor signaling pathway. The transcript is spliced from 2 exons. The coding region runs from base 738 to 2144 and encodes 468 amino acids. Lineage: Eukaryota; Metazoa; Chordata; Actinopteri; Mugiliformes; Mugilidae.
AACGCUGUAUCCUCCGUUACGCUGCAGUUGGGAGUUUGGAGUUCGGGAUCAGGAGGGGUCCAACAGCUGACCGGCUCGCGUGAAUUCCAAGCCCCCGAGUGAUGGAAAAGACGGAGAUCUUUUUAUACAUCUACCUCGUCUCUCACUACAUCUUCAACAUCCUCUUCAUUUCUUGGCUCUCCAAACACAUGACACCUAUAAAUCCCUACGAGUAUGGAUUGCUUCCCUGAAGUUGGGCCACCUGAUCCUGUUUGCGCCAGGACACGCGACCGAAAUUAAGAGGAAGAGAGGUCGUUAUGAGCGCUUGUGUAAAUGCUGCAUUUCCUGCUCAGAGAACUGGAGUGAAAAGCAGAAUUUCACCCUCAGGAUACCACAUCCAUCUGCGCGCAAAGGACAUGGACAUGACGCUUCUGUUCAACGCUGAUUGAAAUACCCUGCGCUAUGUUUUAGUAACUCUGCGGGAAGGCAGUAGGUAGAGUAGACCGCGUAACUGUUUUAUUUCUGCCGGCUUUGAUGCUUCUUUUUAUUUUUUUUGCGCGCUUACCAACUGUGCACCGCAGGUUAGCUGCUCCGUUGCCACAGGCGAUCCGCAGCAGGACCUGAAAUCUUUUGACAGGCCACAACAAUCACUGUGAAAGGUUUUAUUUUAUUUUUUUUUUCGUACAGCAUCAUCAAGUCCUGCGUUUUGAACUUUCACUGCAACCUAGAGUUGUGCGUCUGUGUGGCUGGAGUGAAUCAUGGCUUUACCAGAUAGUGGCCUAGAGGACGUACCAUUCCCAGAGAUUAUAGAGCUCAAUGUUGGUGGGCAGGUGUACAUAACCCGCUACUCUACCCUCACAAGUGUACCAGACUCUUUGCUAUGGGAGAUGUUCAGUCAAAAGUCAGCCAAAGGGCUGGCCAGGGACACCAAGGGGCGCUUCUUUGUGGACCGUGAUGGUUUCCUGUUCCGUUACAUCCUGGACUACAUGCGGGACCAGCAGCUGGUUCUUCCAGACCACUUCCCAGAGCGGGGACGUCUACAGAGGGAGGCUGAGUUCUUCAAUCUGCCGGAGCUCGUCAAGCUGCUGGCACCCAAAAUCAGCAAGCAGAACUCCCUGGGUGACGAGGGCUGUCAGAGCGACACAGAGGACUCCUCACCUGGGAUUGACACUGCCCGUAACCUCAGCUCCUUGGGUGCUGCUGCUGCCGCUUGUGCCAGCCUGGUGCCAGGGUCCGUGGAAGGCAAACGGUCCGGGUUCAUCACGAUUGGCUACCGAGGCUCGUACACCCUGGGCCGCGACAGCCACACCGACGCCAAAUUCCGCAGGGUGGCACGGAUCAUGGUGUGUGGGAAGACCUCCCUGGCCAAAGAGGUGUUCGGGGAAACGCUCAACGAGAGCCGCGACCCCGACCGCCCCCCCGAGCGCUACACGUCCCGCUACUAUCUCAAGUUUACCUUUCUGGAGCAGGCUUUUGACAAGCUGGCAGACGCAGGCUUCCACAUGGUGGCCUGCAACUCCACAGGGACCUGCGCCUUUGCCCACGAGCAGACAGACGACAAGAUCUGGACCAGCUACACUGAAUAUGUGUUCUACCGUACUUCAUCAGAAACUUCCAAAGCAGUGACGUCUGAGCUCCCAGCUCUCGGCGAAGUGGUGACCUCUAAACCGGCCCGCGCCGAAUCAGCCACGGUGGAACACAGCAGCACAGGCCGAACUCAAAGCCUCCCAGAAACCGGCAGCAGCACAACGCUAGACAUACACAAACGCCUGCCCCUGGACUCCCCUCCUCCCCUGACCCCCCCUCCACCCCCGCCUCCUACUUACAGUCCUGACCUCCCGCUUCCGUCACCCCCUGUCCUCCCUCCGCCUCUGCCGCCGUCCAAACCCGCCUCCACCUCCAGCCCCCCUCCCCCGCCGACGCCGCCUCCUGCCGAGAGCCCCCAGCGGCCAACCACCCUCAACCUGAAGACGCUGCCGCGGCCCAGCGUCAGGGAGAACGGCGGCCCCCCACCCGGAGCGGACGAGGACGAGGACGAGAGGAAAAUGCUGGAGGAGGAUCUGAAGAAAUGCAUCGAGGACUUCAAAAAGAUCCGCUUGCCGAGAGCGUUUCCAGAUCGCAAGAGGCACUGGCAGAGUGACUUGCUCAAGAAGUACAACGCGUAGAGAGCUUUGCUGUGGCAGCACAGUGAGCAGCCAAGGAUUUUAAAACAGUGGUGGCAACAUGUCGUCAGCAUCGGACUCAGGCUUUUUAUUCACAGCGCUCUGAUUCCGUCCGUGUGAAGAGUGUCAGAAAGUUUUCUAAAACCUCUUGUAUUAGCUUUUGCAUGUCGACAGAAGUAAAUAGUUUGACAAAGUGUAGUGCUGGAGCUGAGCUAGUCCAGAGGUAACAAAACACAGUUGUCUUUUCCCACCUAAGAAAGCCACAUCCUUCCCUAUAGAGAUUCCUAGCCCUGCUUCUUUGUUCCACCCGGCUAUUCGGGAACAUUAAAAAUAUUUUUUUCUCUCCACUCAGUCAGGUGAUUAAACAAAAAUAUGUAAUGUCAUUAUUAGACCUCUCUGUCCGCUGAUCAAGCAACUGGAAAAUGUAGGCAAAGUGUGAAAUGUUAGGCCUUUGACCUUAAUGAUGCAAAAUAAAAGAAAGGAGUGAAAUCUCUGCUGCUAAUCACUGAAA